Molecule: messenger RNA, 4564 nt
Organism: Macaca mulatta (Rhesus monkey)
Lineage: Eukaryota; Metazoa; Chordata; Mammalia; Primates; Cercopithecidae
Gene: IARS2
Product: isoleucyl-tRNA synthetase 2, mitochondrial
Biological process (GO): isoleucyl-tRNA aminoacylation; mitochondrial translation
Cellular component (GO): mitochondrion
Molecular function (GO): aminoacyl-tRNA deacylase activity; isoleucine-tRNA ligase activity; tRNA binding
Source: RefSeq, a predicted model, not a curated record
CUUCCGUUCCCCGGGCGCGUGCGCCCUCUUAUUCGGCUCUCCUAGGUUUCCUGGGGUCCUGCCCCUUUGAGCUGGGGCGGGAGCAGAGGACCCCGCGCUCAGGGGUUGCCAGACAAUGCGUUGGGGGCUGCGCCCUCGCGGGCCGGAGGCGGCCGCCCUGGCCACUGUCCGAAGUUUGUGGGGGACGCCCCGCCUUCCCUGCAGCCCUGGAUGGCAAGGGGCGACGAAGAGACUUCUGGUGCGGUCGGUCUCCGGGGCCAGUAACCACCAGCCGAACUCGAAUACUGGCAGAUACCGGGACACGGUGCUGCUGCCGCGGACCAGCUUCCCCAUGAAGCUGCUGGGCCGCCAGCAGCCGGACAAGGAGCUGGAGAUCCAGCAGAAAUGUGGAUUUUCAGAACUUUAUUCAUGGCAAAGAGAAAGAAAAGUAAAGACAGAAUUUUGCCUUCAUGAUGGACCUCCUUAUGCAAAUGGUGACCCUCAUGUUGGACAUGCUUUAAAUAAGAUUUUGAAAGACAUAGCCAAUCGAUUCCAUAUGAUGAGUGGCUCCAAAGUACAUUUUGUGCCCGGCUGGGAUUGUCAUGGGUUGCCCAUUGAAAUAAAAGUAUUAUCAGAACUUGGUAGAGAAGCUCAGAAUCUUUCAGCUAUGGAAAUUAGAGAGAAAGCUAGAUCAUUUGCUAAAGCAGCCAUUGAGAAACAGAAAUCAGCAUUUAUUCGUUGGGGAAUAAUGGCAGAUUGGAAUAAUUGCUACUAUACAUUUGAUGGAAAGUAUGAAGCCAAACAGUUGAGAACUUUUUACCAAAUGUAUGAUAAGGGCUUGGUUUAUCGAUCUUACAAACCUGUGUUUUGGUCUCCCUCAUCUAGGACUGCAUUGGCUGAAGCAGAACUUGAGUAUAAUCCUGAGCAUGUCAGUCGUUCAAUAUAUGUAAAAUUUCCUCUCUUGAAACCUUCUCCUAAAUUGGCAUCUCUUAUAGAUGGUUCAUCUCCUGUUAGUUUUUUGGUCUGGACCACACAACCUUGGACGAUUCCAGCCAAUGAAGCUGUUUGCUAUAUGCCUGAAUCAAAGUAUGCUGUUGUGAAAUGUUCUAAGUCUGGAGACCUCUACGUACUGGCUGCAGAUAAAGUAGAAACUGUUGCUUCUACUUUGGAAACAGCAUUUGAGACUAUUUCAACAUUUUCAGGUGUAGAUUUGGAAAAUGGUACUUGUAGUCAUCCGUUAAUUCCUGAUAAAGCCUCUCCUCUUUUACCUGCAAAUCAUGUGACCAUGGCAAAAGGAACAGGAUUGGUUCACACAGCCCCAGCUCAUGGUAUGGAAGAUUACGGUGUAGCGUCUCAGCACAACCUGCCCAUGGAUUGCUUAGUGGAUGAAGAUGGAGUUUUCACAGAUGUUGCAGGUCCUGAACUUCAAAACAAGGCUGUCCUUGAAGAGGGAACUGAUGUGGUUAUAAAGAUGCUUCAGACUGCAAAGAAUUUGUUGAAAGAAGAAAAAUUGGUGCACAGCUAUCCCUAUGACUGGAGGACCAAGAAACCCGUGGUUAUUCGUGCCAGCAAGCAGUGGUUUAUAAACAUUGCAGAUAUUAAGAUUGCAGCCAAGGAAUUGUUAAAAAAGGUGAAAUUUAUUCCUGGAUCAGCACUGAAUGGCAUGGUUGAAAUGAUGGACAGGCGGCCAUAUUGGUGUAUAUCAAGGCAAAGAGUUUGGGGUGUUCCAAUUCCUGUGUUUCAUCAUAAGACAAAGGAUGAAUACUUGAUCAACAGCCAAACCAUUGAGCAUAUUGUUAAACUAGUGGAACAGCACGGCAGUGAUGUCUGGUGGACUCUUCCCCCUGAGCAACUUCUUCCAAAAGAAGUCUUAUCUGAGGUUGGUGGCCCUGAUGCCUUGGAAUAUGUUCCAGGUCAGGAUAUUUUGGACAUCUGGUUUGAUAGUGGAACUUCAUGGUCUCAUGUUCUUCCAGGUCCUGACCAAAGAGCAGAUUUGUACUUGGAAGGAAAAGACCAGCUCGGGGGUUGGUUUCAGUCAUCCUUAUUAACAAGUGUGGCCACAAGGAAGAAAGCACCUUAUAAGACAGUGAUUGUUCAUGGAUUUACCCUUGGAGAAAAGGGAGAAAAGAUGUCUAAGUCUCUUGGGAAUGUCAUUCAUCCUGAUGUUGUCGUUAAUGGAGGACAAGAUCAAAGCAAAGAGCCUCCCUAUGGCGCUGAUGUCCUUCGCUGGUGGGUAGCUGAUUCCAAUGUCUUCACCGAAGUUGCAAUCGGCCCAUCCGUGCUCAAUGCUGCCAGAGAUGAUAUUAGCAAGCUUAGGAAUACACUCCGCUUUCUUUUGGGAAAUGUGGCUGAUUUCAACCCAGAAACAGAUUCCAUCCCUGUUAACGAUAUGUAUGUCAUAGACCAGUAUAUGCUACAUUUACUGCAGGAUUUGGCAAACAAGAUUACCGAAUUAUACAAACAAUAUGAUUUUGGAAAAGUUGUUCGGCUGUUACGGACAUUUUAUACCAGAGAGCUCUCUCACUUUUAUUUCAGUAUAAUCAAAGAUAGGCUCUAUUGUGAAAAGGAAAAUGACCCCAGACGACGCUCUUGUCAGACUGCAUUAGUUGAAAUUUUGGAUGUAAUAGUUCGUUCUUUUGCUCCCAUUCUUCCUCACCUGGCUGAAGAGGUGUUCCAGCACAUACCUUAUAUUAAAGAGCCCAAGAGUGUUUUCCGUACUGGGUGGAUUAGUACUAGUUCUAUCUGGAAGAAGCCCGGGUUGGAAGAAGCUGUGGAGAGUGCGUGUGCAAUGCGAGAUUCAUUUCUCAGAAGCAUCCCUGGCAAAAAUGCAGCUGAGUACAAGGUUAUCAUAGUGAUAGAACCUGGACUGCUUUUCGAGAUAAUAGAGAUGCUGCAGUCUGAAGAGACUUCCAGCACCUCUCAGUUGAAUGAAUUAAUGAUGGCUUCUGAGUCAACUUUACUGGCUCAGGAACCACGAGAGAUGACUGCAGAUGUAAUUGAGCUUAAAGGGAAAUUCCUCAUCAACUUAGAAGGUGGUGAUAUUCGUGAAGAGUCUUCCUAUAAAGUAAUUGUCAUGCCGACUACGAAAGAAAAAUGCCCUCGUUGUUGGAAGUAUACAGCGGAGUCUUCAGAUACACUCUGUCCUCGAUGUGCAGAAGUUGUCAGUGGAAAAUAGUAUUAACAGCUCACUUGAGCAAGAACCCUCCUGACAGGACUGGCUAGAAGUUUAGAUGGAUUAUUUACAAUAUUGGAAAGAAAGCCAAGAUUUAGGUAAUGAGUGGAUGAGUAAAUGGUGGAGGAUGGUCAAAAUCAGAAUUAUAAAAGAAGUAUUUCCUGUAACUAUAGAAAGAAUUAUGUAUAUAUAUAUGCAGAAAUAUAUAUAUGUGUGUGUGUAUCUGUGGAUGGAUAUAUAUAUAUCUUCCUAUAUAUAUCCAUAAUGGACUUAUUCAGAACAUAGAUAUGUAUUCAGCUUGUCUUCAAAUAUGGCCGAGCAGAAAAUGUUUUAUAUUUUAUAAAUCUUUUGACUCAGUAUUUAAAUUCUAUCACACUGAAAAUAAAGGCAUUCUGGAAAAGUACUGACUGAUGUUGGUGCAGAAGUUGUCAAUGGCAAGUAAAAGAAGUAGAGUUUUGAAAGGGAAUGGCGAAGGCGUGUUUCCCUUAAGAGAUGAAGGGUCAUAUCAUUCUUCCUGUUAGUGAACAUCAACCUUUUCAGAAUAGCUAGUUUUUGGGGUUGGAUUAGAAAGAAAAUAAUCACCACAUAUGUUACUCAAGAGAGGAAGAAAUCUCUUAAUACUUAUGAAUGUUUAGGAAACAACAUGAAAGCUGAAAAUUUAUUUCACUAAUAUACAUAAGUUCACAACAAUGGACAGAAAAUAGCAAUAUAUACAGAAUUUCACUACUUACAGUACAUUACAAUAGAGAAAGCAUUUUAUAAACAAUUCAGUAUUGGAUUAAAAUCUUUUAAGGAUGCCUAAUUCUAUUCAGCAGGAAUCUAACUUGGUAGACACCCAGCAAACCCAUUCCUAUCAGGGUGAGAGGGCUUUCGCUGUUGCUAUAGUGUACUGUAAAAAUAUUUGUCCCUUAUAAAUGAAAUGGACCACAGCAACUUCUGAAUGAACAUUACAUUCAGUGUAAGUCUCAUAUUAUUAAAUUUCAGAUUUUUGACUUUAGAUCGCAAUUGUUUUUAAAAAGCAAUUUAAAUGUAACAGUGUUUACUUUGACCCACAGACGAAUUUUUAUAAUAAAGUUAAAACUUUUUUUCUGUUUGCAAAAGUAUGACGCAUUUAGAAGCAUGGUGCUAUAUAUCUCUUUAUCUACAUUUACCCUGGCCCCUCUAGUUCUACAUCUAAACAGAACCUGUAAUGUAGAAGUUAUGAUUAUUUGAACACUUUGUUUUCCUUCAGCUUUAUAUAAUUAAUAAGAUAAAAAUGCAUAUUUAACAUUAAUGGAGAAAGUUGUGUGAGGGUGGGCAUAUAUCUAGGGAAACACUACUGGUUAUUGGCGUCUCAUCAAUAACUACAAUAAGUGCCACACACCUUUGUUUCAGAAACCACCUGUUCUACAUUAAAAUCUAAUUCCUUUAUCA